UACACUGCCGCCGAUCAAUCCCCACUGCCCGCUCGCCAUGCGCCUCCCGUCCGUCCGCUUCCUGCCGUCGAGCACGGCACCCGCCGUGGCAGCCGCGAACGCGCGCAUCGCCUGGCUGGCGCGCGCGGGGAACAUGGAGGGCGCGCGCGCAGCCUUCGAGGCCAUGCCCCUGCGCACCACCGCCUCCUACAACGCCCUCAUCGCCGGCUACUUCCGCAACCACCUCCCGGACGCCGCGCUCGGCCUCUUCCGCGCCAUGCCCUCCCGCGACCUCGGCUCCUACAACGCGCUCAUCUCCGGCUUCUCCCUCCGCCGCCACACCCUCCCCGACGCCGCGGCCGCGCUCGCCUCCAUCCCCGUACCCCCCUCCGUCGUCUCCUUCACCUCCCUCCUGCGUGGGUACGUGCGCCACGGCUUCCUCCACGACGCCACCCGCCUCUUCCACCAGAUGCCCGAGCGCAACCACAUCUCCUACACGGUUAUGCUCGGCGGCUUCCUCGACGCCGGCCGCGUUGACGAGGCCCGCAGGCUGUUCGACGAAAUGCCGGACAAGGACGUGGUCGCACAGACGGCCAUGCUCUCCGGGUACUGCCAGGCUGGCCGGACCGCCGAGGCACGCGUUCUGUUUGAUGAAAUGCCCAAGAGGAACGUUGUAUCGUGGACUGCCAUGAUAUCUGGAUACGCUCAGAACGGGAAGGUCAACCUUGCGCGGAAGCUUUUCGAGGUGAUGCCGGAUCGCAACGAGGUGUCGUGGACCGCGAUGCUGUUCGGGUACAUACAGGCUGGCCAGGUCGAGGACGCCGAGGAUCUGUUCAAUGCAAUGCCGGAGCGCCGCCCAGUGGCUGCCUGCAACGCGAUGAUGGUCGGGUUUGGCCAGCGCGGGAAGGUGGAUGCUGCCAGGGCAGUGUUUGAGAGGAUGCGAGAGAGGGAUGGUGGCACGUGGAGUGCGAUGAUUAAAGCGUAUGAGCAGAACGAGUUCUUGGUGGAGGCGCUCUCUACCUUCCGUGACAUGUCCUGGAGAGGUAUCCGUCCAAACUACCCUUCGGUCAUUAGCAUCCUUACCGUGUGUUCGGCACUAGCUAUUCUCAACUCUGGAAGAGAGUUGCAUGCUGCAAUGCUGAGAUGCUCCUUUGACAUGGAUGUCUUUGCUGUGUCAGCAUUGAUCACGAUGUACAUCAAAUGUGGAAAUUUGGAUAAGGCCAAUAGGGUGUUCAGUAUGUUUGAGCCCAAAGAUGUUGUGAUGUGGAACUCGAUGAUCACUGGUUAUGCUCAACACGGGUUGGGGGAGCAAGCACUCGGAGUAUUUAAUGACAUGCAAUUUGCGGGAAUGGCACCUGAUUCAAUUACUUAUAUAGGGGUCCUCACUGCUUGUAGCUAUACCGGGAAAGUUGAAGAGGGUAGGGAAUUUUUUAAUUCUUUGUGUAGGAAUUCUGCCAUCCGACCAGGAGCCGAGCAUUAUUCUUGCAUGGUUGAUUUGCUUGGUCGAGCUGGACUUGUAGAUGAAGCAUUGGAUUUGAUUAACAACAUGACAUCUGAACCGGAUGCUAUCAUCUGGGGAGCUCUGAUGGGAGCCUGUAGGAUGCACAAGAAUGCUGAGAUUGCCGAACUUGCUGCUAGGAAGCUGUUGGAGCUAGAACCUGAGAGUGCUGGACCAUAUGUUUUGCUCUCUCACAUUUAUACAUCCACUGGGAGGUGGGAAGAUGCUUCCAAGUUGCGGAAGUUCAUUAGCUCAAGGAAUUUAAACAAGUCACCAGGCUGUAGUUGGAUAGAGUACGACAAGAGGGUGCAUCUCUUCACAUCUGGUGAUGUAUUAACACACCCAGAGCAUGCUAUUAUCACUAAGAUGUUGGAGAAGCUAGAUGGUCUAUUGAUGGAAUCUGGUUACUCAGCUGACGGAAGCUUUGUGCUGCAUGAUAUUGAUGAGGAGCAAAAAGUUCAUAGCUUGAGAUAUCAUAGUGAGAGGCAGGCUGUAGCAUAUGGACUUUUAAAAGUCCCAGAAGGAAUGCCCAUUCGUGUCAUGAAGAACCUUAGAGUGUGUGGUGACUGCCAUGCUGCAAUGAAGCUGAUUGCAAAGAUAACUUCCCGGGAAAUCAUACUCAGAGAUGCUAAUAGGUUCCAUCAUUUCAAAGAUGGAUUGUGUUCAUGCAGGGACUAUUGGUGAGGUGAAUGGCUAGGUCAAUUCCUUCCUCUACAUCAUCUCAUCCUUCUAUCUGGGAACAUAUUCAUAAUCUGGGGUUUCAUCUGAACAUGAUUUCAUCAUCUAUUACAAGCAAACUGCACAUGAUGGACUUGUUCCCUUGAGGUGCUGCAUCAAGACGGUUCUUAUCCACUCAACUCUGCCUGUAAGCUCAUCUCCAAAGCUGCAAGUAGGAUGGCAGGAGAGAGAGUCUGGAGAUGUGGGUGAGAGAUCCUACGAGAAGAGGUGGUGAUGAUGGUAC
Lolium perenne is the source of this 2438-nucleotide messenger RNA. Its product is annotated as pentatricopeptide repeat-containing protein At1g56690, mitochondrial. Lineage: Eukaryota; Viridiplantae; Streptophyta; Magnoliopsida; Poales; Poaceae. Gene Ontology annotation, biological process: RNA modification. The record is from RefSeq and is a predicted model, not a curated record. Gene Ontology annotation, molecular function: protein binding; zinc ion binding; RNA binding.